Molecule: messenger RNA, 3523 nt
Organism: Pogona vitticeps (central bearded dragon)
Lineage: Eukaryota; Metazoa; Chordata; Lepidosauria; Squamata; Agamidae
Source: RefSeq, a predicted model, not a curated record
CUGUUACUAGGUUGCGCGGCGAAAGGACUUCAUUUCCCAGCAGGCUUUGCCGACGGCCGAAGCAGCUGCAAGGCUUGUGGAGAGGGCGAGGAAAAAGGUUUGGUCUUGCUUGUUCAAUGGCGGUCAUGAGACCCCGAACUGAGCUUUAUCGCUGGCGACGUUUCACGCAGCCUUCGUCGCGGCAAAAGAAAAAAAUUGAUGCUGACAGUGUAGAACACUGGAUUAAGCGGGUAGAAGAAGCCUCUGAAUUUGCUGUUGCUGAGGUCUUUUCCUUUAAAAAGACACCUUAUUCUCCUGGGCUUCAUGGUCCAUUGGUGGAUCUAGAAACAACAGAACAGCUGUUAGAUCAUGAUGAGGCUUAUGUAGAAGCCCAAGAACUGCUUAGUGACUGGAUGAAUUCCAAACUGAAGCUGGAAUUGACAAGUGAUCAAGAAGAUGAUACUGAAAAUGGUGCUGUUUGCUCUGUUCCUCCUCAGGAGCCUCCUGCUGGCUUUCAGAAGUAUGACAGAUUUGAUGAUUUGUAUAGUUAUUUGGAAGAAGAGCUGGAAGAUACAACAGUGCAAGAUUUUUUGCAGCAUUUAUUACAGAGUGAAGUUAUCAGCAAUAGUAUCCUGGAAGACCUUCAAACUGAGGAUCUUAAGGAGAAAAGGAAAGCCAGGGACCCACGGAUUACCAUGGAGCUAAGGCAUAAACAGGUAAAAGAAAAUCGGUUGAAACGGCAGAAAGAGCUCGAGCUUCUAAAACAAGAGAAGGCCCUGAAAAAAGCUGCAAUGUCAGAAGCUCAGAAGCAACUUCAGGAAGAGAAAAAGAAGAAAGUCCUAAAAGCCAAGAGAGAAGAUGAGGAAAUCCAAAAGCAGAUGGUGAAGUUGAGGAAGGAGCUGAUAGACAGAAGACACUUGAUGGAAGAAAUAUGGAAAAUGGGGAAAAAGAAACACAAUUUUAAAAAAGUACGGAAGCUAGUAGGAUUUGGCCUGCCUCCUAAUGUGUCAGCUCAUUUGGAUUGUGAAAAAGAAGAACAAAGGAAGGAGAAACAAAUUAAAAUACAGGAGUUCCUUAACAAGGUUGAGAUUGCAAAUCGGCAGUGCCUACAGAAAUAUUUCUCUGCCUGGUACAAACUUGUUCUGGAUCUCAGGAUUAAGAUGGGAAAAGCAAGGGCUCUUGCUGACUGGAAGUGUCAAUUGAGGACCUUGCGAGCUUGGAGAGAUUACACAUGGUCUCAGAAAAUGGAGCAGGAAGCUCAAAAAAUGGAGAACUAGCUUCGAGAUCAGAACAGGAAAAAACAGCUGGCGACCGAAUUUAAUCGAAAAUGCACUUUGCGCCAUUUUUUUGCUGAAUGGCAAAGCUGGAGCCGAACAGAAGCAGAAAAAAGAGACAUCGAGUUGAAAAAGGAGAAAACAAAGAGGAAAAUGGCAACUUUGCUAGAGGAAGUUAUGCUGGGGAAAACUGCUGCAGAAAGCUCAUGGAAUGCUGAGAGACUUGGAAAAAAAGAGGAAUCCCAGGGCCAGCCUUUGAAGCAUUCAGAGGUAGCUGAAAUACCUCUUUUACACGGUGAGCCUCCAAGUGCAAAACAUAAAACAUUAAAUUCUGGCUUUUCAGAGACAAAUCAGAAAUGUAGUCAUCAUUUUCCAAAGAAGCCCAAAUGGGCAUGGCAGGUCACCCAGAAGCAUGCUGCUCUGAAUGCCCAGGACCGUGCUAUGUUUGGCAAUCAGAUGAGAAAUUCCUUGCAACAUCUUGGAAUGGCAAGACAAAAAAUGGCCCCUGCAUUCUGCAGUUCCAUGGAGCACUGCCAUGACUUCCAGCAGCAGCUGAUUGAAAAACAAAGACAACAACUUCAAGAGCAGCAACAACUGAUCCUUAAACUUCAGGAAAAUGUGAGGUUAAAAAUGGGUAGAGAAGAGACUGAGGAAGUCACAGCUGAUACCCUGACACUUAACAACCAUACUGCAAAAGCUAGGGAAAGAAAAGAGUCAAAUUUAAAGAACACAGAGCUUUUAAGGUCAGAAAAUCGACAGUCAGCUGCCCCAAAUCGGAAAAACCUGAAAGUGGUAUCUGCACCACAUCCAUUACUUAAAGCCAUGGAAGAGAGAGCAGUACAGAGAGCAGAACGGAGGAAGGAACUGGAAGAAGCAAAAAAGAAACGAGAAGAAGAAAAGUUGGCCCAGAUGCAGGCUGAAGAAGAAGAGCGGCAAAGGAGAGAGGCAGCAGAAAAGGAGGCUCAGUUAGAGAAGAGACGAGAGGAGAGAAAACUGCAAAAAAUUAAAGAAUUGGAAAAGCAGAAAAGAUUGGAUAGAGAGCAGCAGCUGUUUUUAAAAGCAACAGAACACUACAAUAAGGUUUUAGUUAAGAAGCAGGGACUAGAGCCUUGGAAAAAACUAAUAAAACAAUCUCAGGAAAAUAUGGUGGUGGCACAAAAGCACCACUUCUUCAGGCUGCAAAGAAAGUAUCUGCUUGCCUGGCUUCAUCAUAUGCAAGAGAUACUUGCUGGAAAAAUAGCUCAGGCGGAAAAACUUCAUUCCUGUCUGUUGCUCAGAAGAUCCUUCAGAAUUUGGGUACAGUACAAGGAUGCCAUAUCUACUAUGGAACAGAAUGCAACCAAACACCAUGAAGCCUCCCUUAAAAGGAAAGUAUUUUGGGCUUGGUUUGAUAUAUUCAGUGAGGAGAAGAGUGUGCUCUGGGAAAAACAGAAGACUGCAGAUCAAUAUAGUGACAGGAGGAUAAUGCUGACUGCAUUCGGAGCCUGGAGGCAAUUCCCAAGAUUGAUGAAAGAGGAAAGAGAGAAGGAAGAAAGACUACAACAGCUAAGAAAGAAAGUAUCUGAAAUUCUGCCAGACUUCCAAACAUAAAAAGGACAUUCCAGACCAGAAAUCAGGGAGAAAAAGGAGUUCACAUGCCUAAUUCCAUGAUUAAGAAUCCACUACAUUCCAGAAAACAGGGGCUGUAUGUCUCUGUUUUCUUUCUGACAGCAUCUUUGUUCCUUGGAGAAAAUGUCCUACUCAGUUUCCUUUGUAAGUACAGAAUGUAGCAGGAAAAGAGAAGUCAAAGCUUUUUUUUCUCCAGAUACAACCUCCACCUAAAAGAAGACCUAUAUAAUAGUCCUCUCUAAUUACUGGGAAAGUAAUCAACCCUGCUAAAACAAUUGGAAUACUUCCAUGUACUCUCCAGUGACAUAUGUGGUGCCGACACUGUGGUUAGUUGUUAUAUGUGAGAAUAUAUUUAUGUAUAAGAAACUUCCUGAUGUUAACACCAGCCAUAAAAGGUUGAUGAGUUGUGUAUCUUACUUGUUCUGAUGACUGCAUUGCUCUAGCAAACAGGUUUGCCAAUGAAAUCGUGCUUCCCACAUCACUUUUUUAAAACCUGUCUAUCUUUUUUGGAUCAGAUGUGAGAAGAACAUUCAUUGUUACAUGCAGCAACGUUUUUGUAGGCUGUGUACCAUAGGAAGCUCCAGUAAAGAAAUAACUGUUUUUAAUGUAGAGAGAUGGCUUACUUUAUCAUGAAGUUUUAAAAUAUAUCCUUAAGUCCAGAA